CAUCGUGGGAGAUUUGACGGUGGUGCCUGCAGCUGCGCGCCCUGCCCCUCUCAGUUCUUUGCUGACUUUGCCUCUGCGCACACAUGCAUAGUCAAAACAGCACUGAUUCAACAUGUGAGCAGCCGGCCAGAAGCCAUACUAACAGUAGUGGCUCGUUUCUUUAAUCCUCCCUUGAAUCAACCGGGUGCUGAUAUGUAACGCAUGGACCAUGGAUCGGAUCUGGACGCGGUGCCAAAUCCUGCUGCUGGUUCUGCGCAUUUGCUCCAUGAGUUCAACGCUCCCCGAGGAAGGCGCGUCCUGCGAUGGAGCGUUUGAUAUUUAUUUUGUUUUGGACAGGUCAGGCAGUGUUUCUAAACACUGGAACGAGAUCUAUGGCUUUGUGGAGCAACUCACCAGCAAGUUUGUCAGCCCCAGGAUGAGGGUCUCCUACAUCGUCUUCUCAUCCAAAGCGUAUGUAAUACUCCCUCUAACAGGAGACAGGUCUAAAAUAGAGGAGGGUCUAAACACGCUGAAACAAAUCAAACCUUCUGGUGAAACAUACAUGCACGAAGGCUUAAAAGCGGUGUCAGAACAGAUGAAGACUCAAACUUCACUGUCAUCCAGUAUCAUCAUUGUUCUGACCGAUGGCAAGUUGGACAUCUACCUGUAUGAAAUGAGUGUGAAGGAGGCGGACAAAGCCAGAGGAUUUGGAGCCAGAGUGUACUGUGUCGGGGUCAUGGACUUUGAUCACAAACAGCUUGCAGAGAUAGCAGACGGCACAGAACAAGUGUUUCCGGUUCUUUCUGGAUUUCAUGCCCUCAAAGACGUUGUCAACAAGGUCCUGAAACAGUCGUGCAGCGACGUGUUCACAAUAGAGCCGUCCAGCGUCUGUGUGAACGAGUCUUUCAACGUAGUUUUAAAGGGGACCGGAUUUAGCGGAACCAAGAGGAUCGACAACCUUCUCUGCUCUCUCACUGCCAAUCAAGUGACUUAUCAUGAGAAGCCGACAGUUGUCCAAGAUGGCUACCUGCUGUGUCCAGCUCCUCGUCUGUAUGAGGUUGGACAAUCAGUUGAAGUGCUGAUUAGCCUGAACAAUGGACAGUCGUACAUCUCCGCUCCCGUCGCCAUAUAUGCCACCUCAUGCUCAGAUGGGAUCUGGGUGCUGUGGCUGCUGCUGGCUUUGUUGCUGUUACUGGCUCUUGGUUUAUUCUGGUGGUUCUGGCCUCUCUGCUGCACUGUGGUCAUCAGGGACCCACCUCCCUCUCGUCCUCCUCCACCACCUCCUGUUUUUGAACCAGAAGAGGAUCCUCUGCCUAAACACAAGUGGCCUACAGUAGAUGCUUCGUAUUACGGAGGCAGAGGUCCUGGAGGAAUCAGACGCAUGGAGGUGAGAUGGGGCCAGAUGGGAUCCACAGAGGAAGGGUCGCGACUGGAAAAAGCCAAAAAUGCUACGGUCACUAUACCAGAGGAAGUGGAGGAACCCAUCAUUCCUCGGCCCCCGCCAAGACCUCCACCUGUUUACCACUCCCCGACCCAAACCAAAUGGUACACUCCCAUCAAGGGGCGUAUUGAUGCGCUGCUGGCUUUACUGGGAAGGCAGUACGACAGAGUGGCAAUCAUGAGGCCAACACCUCAGGACAAGGGGCGCUGCAUCAACUUCACCAGAGUUCGUUCUCGCUGAAGUGGAUCAACUUUCACUCUCUAGUCUAGAUUUUAUUUAAUUUUUUCACCAAAGAUCUCCAACACCUACUUCCAGAAGUUAAUGUCUAAAUUUCUGUGCGUUGUAAAUAAACGUCUUGAUAGUUAAAACGGACGGUGUUGCAACAAAAUGUGUAUGUAAAAGUGUUUGUGUGUCUAAGGAAAAACAAAGAAACCAAAUACUGAUAUUCUGUUUAUUCAAAAGAGAAAAUGUCUCUUUCACAACAAAAAAAAAAAAAUCUUUCGUACAAGUACCCCCUGAUAACAUAAAAGAUGCACAAGAAUCUUUAAAAAAAUAUAUAACAAAAUGACACACAGACGUUGUGCCUUUUAAAAAAAACCAUGAAAAAUGCAUCAUCACUUUCACCCAAAGCUGGAUAUUAAAGGUUCUCUCGCACAAAUCUACAAGCGGGAUAAGAGGGGCUGGAUCAUCUCUAUACACACACACACAUACACACACAUACAGUUUUUACUUCACUCUAAACAAAUACUUGUUUUUAACAUAAUACAUGAACUGGUGUUGUAAAAGCUUACCAUCACAGAGCCAGCCAACCUGCAACAAGCUCAUCGUGAAACAAAAAAAAAAA
Messenger RNA from Poecilia latipinna (sailfin molly), 2264 nucleotides. Its product is annotated as anthrax toxin receptor 2-like. The record is from RefSeq and is a predicted model, not a curated record. Gene Ontology annotation, cellular component: cell surface; plasma membrane. Lineage: Eukaryota; Metazoa; Chordata; Actinopteri; Cyprinodontiformes; Poeciliidae. The coding region runs from base 209 to 1660 and encodes 483 amino acids. The transcript has 17 exons. Gene Ontology annotation, molecular function: transmembrane signaling receptor activity.